Durusdinium trenchii is the source of this 1599-nucleotide messenger RNA. NCBI's taxonomy places the organism in Eukaryota, Dinophyceae, Suessiales, Symbiodiniaceae. The record is from the annotation of a GenBank genome assembly.
AUGAUGGCGGUUCAGGAUCCACGGGUGCCAGUGCUGGCCACUACAUCUACAGCCCUCGCAGCUGGCACAGGCUCAGGUCGUUCUCGACCCGUUUCUGCCCUGCGUGGCGCGCAAGUACCAAGCACGGCCGCCUCCGCAAGUGCACAGCGGGCGGCUCCGCUGGCAAUGCUUGGGUUGGGGGCAUGUGCUGCACUAGCUCGGCGAAAACAUCGCAAAGCAGGUGUCACUUCGAGGAAAGCUACAAUUACCGCGAGUAUGGAGACUGAACCUGCCAUUGAAGAGGAGGACGCGACUCCAGUGAAAAAGACUUCUGUGCUGGUCCUUGGGGCCACCGGAACAGUGGGACGCCAGAUUGUACGGCAGCUUCUGAAUGCUGGUUAUUCUGUGCGUUGCAUUCUGCGAAACCGCGCGGAUCGGCCAUUCUCAUUCCUGGUAGACUGGGGUGCGACUGUGGUCGAAGGUUCCUUGAAGCGACCCGAGAGCCUGCCAAGCGCAUUGGUGGGCAUUCAUACCGUCAUUGAUUGUGCCACUGCGCGGCCUGAGGAAGACAUCUACGACAUUGAUUGGGAGGGCAAGAAGCGUCUCAUCCAGUGUUGCAAACAAAUGAAGAUCCAGCGCUACGUUUUUUGCAGCAUCAAGGACUGUGACAAAUACCAGAGUGUGCCACUUAUGCAGAUCAAGUAUUUGACGGAAAAGUUUCUGCAGGAGAGUAAGAUUCGGUACACUAUCCUCCGGGUCAGUGGUCUCAUGCAGCCGCUCAUUUCACAGUAUGCCGUCAGUGUUUUGGACGAUCAGAAGGUUUGGGGAGACGACGGCAGCAUGCCGGGCAUUGCAUACAUUGACUCCCAGGAUGUCUCUCGUAUGAUUGCGUCUGCAAUGAUCAAGGAGCGGACCGUGGGACAGACCUUGACCGUGACCGGGCCGAAGGUUUGGUCCACCAAUGACGUCAUCAAGCUUUGCGAGGAGCUCUCUGGAAGGGAUGCGGAUGUGAAUGUCGUGUCCAACUCGCAGAUGCAGCUCGCGAUGUCAGCUGCAGGUUUCUUUGAUUGGUCGGUGGAUGUGGCUGAGCGCUUGCGCUUCGUGGAGGUGAAUCAGCAGGGAUCGCCCGAUUCCCCCAUGCUGAUGACAGAGGAAACUUAUCAAGCUCUCGGUCUGGAGCCGUCAUCAACACGCAAGCUAGAGGAGUACAUUGGCGAAUACUACAGGAGAGUCUUUAAAAAGCUCACGAAGGGCAAGUAUGAGCCAGAGGCAGGCGAGCUCGAGAAAGAAAAGGCUGAGGCUGAAGCAAAGCUGAAGCAGGCUCUGUCCCAGGACACAGCUGAUGAAUUGCCGGCUGGCCAGCCAGCAGAGGAAGAAGUGACCGUUUCUUACCAGCGUGAUGUUGCAGAACGCUUGCAGAAGUUCUUCGAGGACAAAAUUCUGACCGAGAUGGAAGAUGACAAGAAUGCAUGGUUUGGCUGGGUGCCACUUGCUGAAGUGUUCAACGGACGAUCUGCAAUGGUGGGCUUCUCCCUGGGCUUGUUCACGGAAUGGGCCACAGAUGUCAACGUGGCCAAGCAGAUUGAUUUGGUUUUGGCCAUUUUCUCACCACCAUCCUGA